This is a messenger RNA of Sclerotinia borealis F-4128, 2004 nucleotides long. Lineage: Eukaryota; Fungi; Ascomycota; Leotiomycetes; Helotiales; Sclerotiniaceae. The record is from the annotation of a GenBank genome assembly.
AUGUCGGGAUUCGCAUUCGGUAGUACUGGAAGUGCCGGUGGAGGCGCAUUUGGUGGUGGAAGUUCUAGUAAUACCCCUAACAGCUCUGGACCUGGGCUGUUUGGAGGUGCGCAAGCUACAUCUGGGGCCACUCCAUCAUCUCUGUUUGGCGGUGGUGGAUCUGCAGCAGCAAGUUCUUUCGGAGAUCCAAAACCAGCUGGAGGACAGACACCAAUGUUUGGAGGGGCAGCAGCAUCGAAUGGAGGAGCUGCUAAGCCAGCUGCUGGAGGUGUCUUUGGCCAGAGCACAGGGAAUGCCCCAAAUGCAGCGUCUGCUUUCAGUUUUGGUGGAAAGCCUGCUGCCAGCACCACGCCCACAACUUCAGGGGGAGGUGGACUGUUUGGUGGAGCAGGUGCAGCGACUUCUACAGGCGGCGGAGGUGGAGGCUUUAGCUUUGGAGGACCUAAGGCCGAAGGUGCUUCAACGCCAACAGAGAAUAAAGCUGCAACUCCUACGGGGGGUAUGUUUGGAGCAUUGAACAAACCUGCAUCGGGAGGCAUCUUUGGAGGAGCAGCUUCGAACAUCCCAAGUUUAGGAUCGACAACUCCAGCACCAAGCAAACCUUUCAGUUUUGCAUCCACAACCCCAGCAGGGCCACCACCUCCGAACAUUGUACCGGCUGCGAGUACAGGAAACUUGUUUGGCGGCGGUGCUCAACCACAAUCGACUGGAGGUAUAUUUGGAACACCUGCAGCCGCAUCACUACCUUCGCAAACACCCGCUGGUCUAUUCUCUGGUGGUACUCCCGCGGCCGCACCUCCUAGUAGCAAUUUGUUUGGUGGUGCCGGUGCUGCAAAGGCUCCUGCGCUUGGCGGCAACCUGUUUGGCGGGAAUAAACCUGCUGCUUCGGCUGUUCCUCCUGCCAGCUCGACACCCGCAGCGACUACAGAAGCCACCAAGCCAGCCCCAUCUUUUAGCUUCCCCUCUGCCACUCCCGCAGCAAGAACUCCUGGAAUACCAUCUUCUACUACCCCUGCACCAGCAGCUCCCACUACCAGCAAUUUGUUUGGAAAGCCUAACGCAACCACAUCUACACCCGCCCCAUCUGCCCAGGGGCAAACACCAUCUCUUUUCGGAAACGCCGCUUCGAAUGGUGCCGCAACCACUUCCACUCCUGCACCGGCUACAACGUCAACUUUGUUUGGCACAGCUAAACCACCGGCUCCAGGUUCUUCUGACCCAGCUACCACAAGCACUCCUGCCCCUGCUUCAUCAACCGCAAAUUUGGAUCAACGAGGCGGUGCAACUACUGGCUCUGGGGCAACAGGAUCCACAACAAAUCUAGGAGCCUCGACAGCUGGUCCAAGACCGGAGUUAUCUCGUUUAAAGAACAAAACUAUGGAUGAAAUCAUUACUCGAUGGGCAUCUGAUUUGUCAAAAUACCAAAAAGAAUUCCAAGAACAAGCAAACAAGGUAGCUCAGUGGGAUCGUCUUUUGGUUGAGAAUGGAGACAAGAUUCAGAAGCUAUACAACACUACCUUUGAGGCAGAACGAUCAAGCGCGGAAGUCGAACGACAAUUAGCAACAGUGGAGGGUCAGCAGGCCGAACUCGAACAAUGGCUUGAUCGUUAUGAGCAAGAAGUUGAAGACAUGUUCAGGGGCUCCGCCGUCGAAACUUUACAAGGUCCGGAUCAGGAACGUGAAAGAACCUACAAGAUGGCUGAGAAAUUGGCGGAUAAACUUGAUGAGAUGGGUAAAGAUCUUUCAACUAUGAUCGAAGCUAUGAAUGAAGCAUCUGCUACUUUGAACAAGAGCACUAAGUCAGAUGAUCCGCUCUCCCAUAUCGUUCGAGUUCUCAAUUCACAUCUUAUGCAACUACAAUGGAUUGAUCAAAAUUCCAAAACACUACAAGAUAAAGUGGAGGCGGCGCAUAAACUAGGACAAAGUAUGAGUGCAAAUGGUCUUGGUGGGGCGGAAGGUGAUGCUGCGGAUCACUUUUAUAGAUCUUUUAUGGGCAGGAGAUGA